Molecule: messenger RNA, 2793 nt
Organism: Acyrthosiphon pisum (pea aphid)
Lineage: Eukaryota; Metazoa; Arthropoda; Insecta; Hemiptera; Aphididae
Exons: 3
Coding region: 262-1242 (326 amino acids)
Source: RefSeq, a predicted model, not a curated record
UUUCCGUAAAACAUAAAUCGCGGUUCGUCGUUAUAGUCCGAUCAUUUCGAAUCAGCACGCUGUCGGUGCGACUAGUGCAUUUUUUUCAUAAUAUUGUAUUUACGAUAAGAGUUAAAAUUGUAUUUUAAUAUUAUUUUAUAUAAUACAUAUUUUAUUCUAUACGGCUAUACUAUUAUUCUAGUAGUUCAGUGGAAGUAACAAGUGAUCAUCUCAGUUCACGAUCGAAAAUAUUAAGGAUAACACCUAACACCACCGUCCAUCAUGUUCGUUCCUUUACUUAUAUUUGUGUCGUUAACGGAUGUUUUCGGUUAUUAUUUAGCUGAUUUGACUAUACCUCGAAACCCGCACGAACAGUCGGGAGACAUUUACGAAAAGUGUUUGUCAAUGAACAAAAUUUUCUACGAAGACAGUUGUUGGGACUUGUUGACUAAAGGACCGUGCGAUGAGGGACAGUGGUUGGUAUUGGACAGAGUGUCAGACAAAGUCCUACUGCGGGAGCCGCGUCCGUUGAGGGCCAAAUGCACGAGACGCCGAUGCAGCGAGUCGGACGUAUACUGGCCCAGGGACGGGUUUUGCCACGACGAGGAAUCUGCCCGGCGUGACCGGUUGUGCGCCAGCUCCGACACCGUGUUGGCCACCGACGAGUACGGCGAAGGGUACUGCAAGUGUCACGACGGUGGCAAAGUCCCCUACGUGCAGGUCGUCUCCGCAAACGACGACGGAAACCAAGACACGCAGCCGUGCUAUCCGGUAUAUUCUAAGGGUGCGUGUCCCAGCAAUCACGUGCUAACACCCCACGGGACCCGGUACGGAAUCUGCACGGUGGACGAGUGCGCCAAGGAACGCCGCCUGACCGAUUCUUCGUCACCGAUGCUGCAGCGGUCGAGUUCGGAGCAACAGAGACGGCAGCCAGUCUCGCUCGCCAGGUGGACCGACGGACAGUGUUACGAAUUGGGUACGCGGGGCCCGUGCACCGGCCACGAGCAGUUCGCAGUACUCCGCGCCACGAUGAGGCCAGAUUGUGUCAGGCUGUCCAUCGAGCUAACAGUAUUACCCAAGACCACGGACCGUCCGGGGUGCAAGACCGACCACUGGGGAAAUUGUGAGGAAGGGGUGGAAGUGUCGACGACGCCGAAUGAAUUAAAAGAUGCAUUGCUUAAGAAUGCCAAAAAGUUCAGUCAAAGGGCACAAAUAAGGCGAGCUAGCAUGCUCGAGGUACGUCGCCAUCUGUUGCAGUGGUAACCAUCGUGCAUAGGUACCUAUACCUAUCAUGUAUACACUGUUUGACCAAGCGUGGUGUAAGUAGGUAUUUAAGAUUUUCAGAAGUGGUAGGAGGGAGUUGGAGAUUAAGCGUGACAAUGGCCGUUGGAUAAAAAAGUAUUUUCUGCUAGAUAUAUUAUGCGACAAAAAAAAAUUAAUUAAAUUUUUUUAAUUAAUUUAUCUAAUAAUAAUUACUUACGUAUAUAAUAUUAUACAGAGUUUUUUAUACAGAACACAAAUUAGUUAAUACUAUAUUUUAUAAAAACAACUCCACAUAUUAUAUUCUUCUAUUUAUAUUAUGGCAGAGUCACAUCAUAUACAAAAUUAUAUUCUGAAGCCUCGCCUAAAAAAAUGUACCCAUGCCUCGCUACACCUUAAGGCUGGCUCUGUGUUGUGGUAUAAUCCUAACCUAUUCCUCCUAAAAAUAAUGGUAUAUAGCUUUACACUAUUGUACAUUUGCACCCAUAUUAUGAUCUCCAGCGCCCAAUAAGCGUCCAUGUCCGACGAGCGUAUGGUGACGUUGCUUGAUGUUGGAAAAUGGUUGGGACUCGGGACCACCAAUAAUAUUAAAAUGAACCUAUUCUACAAAAUAUGGUAUGAUAUUAUAUAUUCAUAUAAUCCAAUGAUUUCAGACUUGAGUUUUGUCGCUAAUAUUAUGAUUAAAAUAUUGCAUGUUCCACUAUUUUCUACACCCUGCAGUAUAAGUGUAUAGCCUUGUACCACUCAGGUUUACCAAUAUCUUGCGCAAGAUAUAUAGGUAAUAGCGAUCUAUAUACUCUAUAGACUAUAUAAUUAGUUGACACCGAACGCGAUACUAUUCAACACUUUAUCAUUGUGGGGCUGUGCGCUACCUAUUAUUAUCCCUCGAGCCUUUAUACUGUAGGUCGUCCUAUAAUAGAAUAUUAUUUACUAAGAAAGCUGUAAAACUAUAACAAAAUAAAAUUAUACACGUUGUAAACGGGUGACUUUUUACUAUUAUAUAUAAGAUACCCCUUCCGUCACGCAUGUUUGGUAUACCUAUUUAUUAGUCUAUACACAAUGGUAAAGUGUGAUUUUAUGAACACUAGGGCUAUAUUAUCUUGAAAGAUUUAUGUGAUUUCAUUAAUGCGAUUGGGUUUUCUCAUUUUAAAAAAUAAGUAGGUAGGUACCUACGAAUAUUUGAUCACAUUUACUUUUUAGUAUAAUUAUAGUUUAAUAUUAGUAUACAUUUAUACUUUUCCAUGAUUUUUUUUAAAUUUUAUUUAUCUAUAUAUUCUUCAUCUUUAGACCGAUUAGUUACAAGUAUAAUUGUAUAAAUGUUUUACAAAUAUAAAUUUAGUUAAAAAAAAAAACAAAUUCAAAAUAACUGGCAUUAGAAUAUUAUUAUUAUUAUUAUUAUUAUUACUACUAAAUUUUUCUAUUCGUUAAAAUUAAAAUGUUCAACUCGUUAUUUUUCGGUUUAAAUAAUCUUCUGUUACAAUAAUAUUAUUAUGUAUUACACAUCUGUACAUAUUUUAUAAUGUUAUAAAAGUAAAAGCAUAUUAUUGUCUAAUA